AUGAUUCAUACGCUACAUAGUCGUAAUGAAGUACUUGACAUAUUACAUUGUCUUGAAAUCACUGAUAAUAAUGCCAUUUUCAGCAAAUUUAAGCAUCUUCAUGGAUUACUUGUUUUAAAGGCAUACCUAAUCGAAUGGCGACAGGAUGAUGAGAUCGUUCUGAAAGUAUACUUUAGAAGUGUUACCAAAACUACCAAUUUUGGCUCGAAAUACUAUAACUGA
Messenger RNA from Ambispora leptoticha, 222 nucleotides. NCBI's taxonomy places the organism in Eukaryota, Fungi, Glomeromycota, Glomeromycetes, Archaeosporales, Ambisporaceae. The record is from the annotation of a GenBank genome assembly.